Molecule: messenger RNA, 2655 nt
Organism: Nasonia vitripennis (jewel wasp)
Lineage: Eukaryota; Metazoa; Arthropoda; Insecta; Hymenoptera; Pteromalidae
Product: hydroxylysine kinase
Exons: 2
Coding region: 324-1403 (359 amino acids)
Molecular function (GO): amino acid kinase activity
Source: RefSeq, a predicted model, not a curated record
GCUCGUCUCCAGCGGCAAUCGUCAUCCCGAAUAAUCAUUUCGUUGUUGUCGCUCGUAAUCUCGCGUCUGUCGACUCUCACUCUUUCUUCUUCUCCCCCCUCCCUUUUCUGCGCGCUCCGCGUUCGUUUGAAGUCGAAAUCGCUCCAUCCGCUUCAGUAGAUCGAGCGCCGCUAUUGUGAUCAUACUAACGUCGUACGAUAGCUCCAAUAUACAAGUCAAUUACAGCUUCUGCGCGCAAAAUGCAGAUCUGAGCGAACGUCGCGGAGAACGUGUGGUAUAGAAUUUUUAAAAAUAGCGAAUCGAUUAUUAAUUGCGUAUAAAGGAUGUGCGCGGACGCGAAUAUUUUAACGCCGGGACAGCAGAUCAAGGCGGUGCUGAGCGAGGACGAGGCGAGCCGUCUGGUGGAGUUGCGCUACGGCUUGCAAGUGAAGAGAAUAGUCGAGCUGGUCGCCUACGACGAUCGCAAUUAUCGAGUUAUCUGCGAGGACCGAAUACGCGACAAUACCCACGUCUCGGAGGUCUCCAAGGACGGUUAUGUGCUGAAGAUAGUGAAUUCGCUGGACUCGCAGAAGACCGGUUUCUUCGAGGCGCAGAACGAGCUGCUGAUCUUUCUGAGCAAGAAGGGCUUCACCUGCCCGGUACCGGUCAAGCAGACGGAUGGCUCCUAUUACUCCUGUGAGACCAUCGGAGAGGAUGGCUCACGACACAUACUGCGACUCUUGGUCUACCGGCCGGGAGAAGUACUGUGCAAAGUACCCGCGACACCAGAGCUGCUGAAGAAGGUAGGCUUGUUCACCGCGCAGCUGAACAAGAGCUUGGAAGAGUUUUCGCACUCGGGCUACGACAACCACACGUCUCUCUGGGUCCUGGCGGCGGUUCCCAGGCUUCGCGAGUUCACGUUCGCUCUGGAGGACAAGAGCCAGGUCGAGCUCGUCGAGCAGGUCAUCAGCAGCUUCGAACAACGAGUCCUGAGCAUCCUGGCUAGCCUCGACAAGGGCAUCAUCCACGGCGACCUCAACGAGGACAACCUCAUCGUCACCGCUGAUGGACGAGAUGUCCAGGCUGUCAUCGACUUCGGCGACUCUCACCGUAGCUGCUUCGUCUUCGAGUUGGCCAUCUGUCUCUGCUACAUGAUAACUCAGAGCAAGAGCCUCGAGAUGGCCAAACACGUGAUCGAAGGUUACUUGAUGGCCAGACAGCUGAGCCAACAGGAGAGACAGAUACUGAAGGUAUGCGUGUGCGCGAGGUUCUGUCAGAGUCUUGUUAUGGGCAGCUACUCGUAUCAGAGGGAGCCGAACAAUUAUUAUCUGAUCAAGACCCACGAGAUCAAGUGGAAGUUGCUGAGACAGCUCUGGUCCAUGAGCGACCAGGAGGUCAUGGCUCUUUGGGGUAUUCAGGAUUGAUGGGUUUACAUUUUUUUUUUUUUUUUUUGAAGAUUACGACAAGCAAUAAAAUAAAUUAGAGUCAAUACUAGCAUAUCAUAGCGUUUUAAUAAAAUCUUAUUCAAAGCAUGUUAACUCAAUUAUACAACGACAAUGAAAAAGGAAUUGUGAAGGUGUAGAAAAUAAUCCAAAGUUAGACAUAGUUCUUGGUUUAUAUUUUUAAAUAUACAUAUACAUAUAUACACAUCGGAUCUGUAUGUAUAUGCAUAUAAGGAUCAGGCAGUUACAUAUGUACAUACAUGUGAUGAACAGUAAUAAGUACUAUUUCGCCGUUUUCAUAAUUAUUCGCAUAGUUGUGUAGGGCAUAGUGGGCGAACACGCGAGUGUGUAUAGACUUAUGCAUUAAUUAUAUCACUAAAACUUAACUAAUUUGCAAUAUGUACAAAAAAAUUAAUGGCAUCAUUGAAGAUUGAGACGAUAACAAUUAUAAAAAUGGAACAGAAAAUUCAUACGCAUGUUUUCAAGUUUAUAUAUCAUUUGCAUUAUAAGUGUAUUUUUUUGUUUCACAUCUUAAAGGAAUUUGAUUUUAUCGCGUAAGACAGGACCGUUGUAUAGUACACUAUUACAAACUAUACUUUUUUUUUUAAAUACGACUUGUCUAUUAAUUGAAACAUAAUUUUUUGAUAACUGUAUUAUCAUUAGUUUAUAGAGUCAAUAUUAUACUGUAUUCAUUAUUUUCUGUCAAUAAUUUUAUCUCAUGUUUUCAAAUCAACUAUAGUAGUGUAUAAUAUUCAAAUUUCAUGAUGUUAUAAUAAAUUUCGUCAUAUUUUCAUUAAUGGUAAAAUAUUAGAAAUUCUAUUUACAAUGUAUACUUUCUGCAUUUCAUUCUUUCAAUCCUUAUAAAUAUUAAUAUAAAUAUGAUGUUAAUUUAAUAAUUUUUGCUUUCUUCAAGAAAGAUUUUCGUAGGUUUAAUUAUUAACUAAUGCGAUCCUUGAAUGUCAUAUUUUUUAUAAACAAAAGGAUCAAUUAUAAUACUAACAAUAUAUAAAAGUUGUAACGCAUAUUUUUUUGUUCUAAAUUUAGCAUUAAUAAUAUAGAUUGGAGAAAAAUUGAUAUAAUCUAGAAAAUAGUGUCGAGUGAAGGAUUUAAUUGUACAGUUUUUGAAUAUAACGAAAAUCUCUGAAAUACGUAUAUUUCAUUAUACUAUACGCCUGUUGUAUCGGGGAAAACAUCUCUAGGAAAUUGAAUAUAAAUAUACGGAAUUUUAACACAA